Oryzias melastigma (Indian medaka) is the source of this 1914-nucleotide messenger RNA. It is a transcript of the gene atp6v1h, whose product is annotated as ATPase H+ transporting V1 subunit H. The transcript is spliced from 14 exons. Gene Ontology annotation, biological process: proton transmembrane transport. Gene Ontology annotation, molecular function: proton-transporting ATPase activity, rotational mechanism. Gene Ontology annotation, cellular component: vacuolar proton-transporting V-type ATPase, V1 domain; lysosomal membrane. The record is from RefSeq and is a predicted model, not a curated record. The coding region runs from base 205 to 1653 and encodes 482 amino acids. Lineage: Eukaryota; Metazoa; Chordata; Actinopteri; Beloniformes; Adrianichthyidae.
UAGUGCCCCAGAAUUAUCUAGCAGCGCCCCUGCUGCUAGCUAAACCCCUGACAGAGUCACGCGCAUGUGACAGCCUGUCACAUGACCGACUGUGACGGUGUUGUAGUCAGUUAGCAUAGAGCAGAAUAUCAGCUCGUGGAACCGGUUUGCUGAGGUUCGAUCCCGGUUCCAGGUGACUCGCUAAGGCUUGGAAAAGAGUACGGGAUGGAUAUCCGAGGGGCCGUGGACGCUGCCGUCCCCACCAACAUCAUCGCUGCUAAAGCAGCGGAGGUUCGGGCCAACAUGGUCAACUGGCAGUCCUACCUGCAAAGUCAGAUGAUUUCUGCGGAGGAUUGUGAGUUCAUCAAGAAGUUUGAGAUGGCCAGCUCUGAGGACAAACAAGUCAUUUUAGCCAAAGAGGGACAUCAGUGUGCAAAGACGUUUCUGAACCUGAUGGCCCACAUCUCCAAAGAGCAGACGGUCCAGUACAUCCUGACUCUGAUCGACGACACUCUGCAGGAGAACCAUCAGAGGGUGAACAUCUUCUUUGACUACGCUAAGAAGACGAAAAACACGGCGUGGUCCUACUUUCUUCCCAUGCUGAACCGUCAGGAUCUCUUCACCGUUCACAUGGCUGCGAGGAUCAUCGCUAAGUUGGCCGCCUGGGGCCGUGAUUUGAUGGAGGGAAGUGAUCUGAAUUACUACUUCAACUGGAUCAAGAGUCAGCUGAGUUCACAGAAUCUACAUGGUUCAGGUCACGAAACAGGAGCAGGAACUAUUUCCCCCAGUGAAAGCUCCCAGUAUGUGCAGUGUGUGGCCGGAUGCCUCCAGCUGAUGCUGAGGGUGAAUGAAUACAGGUUUGCCUGGGUGGAAGCUGACGGAGUCAACUGCAUCACAGCAGUUCUGAGCAACAAGUGUGGCUUCCAGCUCCAGUACCAGAUGAUCUUCUGCGUCUGGCUGCUGGCCUUCAGCCCGCAGCUCUGCGAGCAGUUGAGACGCUACAACGUGGUCCCGGCGCUGUCCGACAUCCUGCAGGAGUCCGUCAAGGAGAAGGUCACUCGCAUCAUCCUGGCCGCCUUCAGGAAUCUUCUAGAGAAGUCUGCAGAGAGGGAGACCCGGCAGGAGUACGCUCUGGCCAUGAUUCAGUGUAAAGUCCUGAAGCAGCUGGAGAACCUGGAGCAGCAGAAGUACGACGACGAGGACAUCACGGAGGACAUCAAGUUCCUGCUGGAGAGGCUGGGAGAGAGCGUGCAGGAUCUCAGCUCCUUUGACGAGUACAGCUCGGAGCUGAAGUCGGGUCGGCUGGAGUGGAGUCCUGUCCACAAGUCGGAGAAGUUCUGGAGAGAGAACGCUGUGCGGCUGAAUGAGAAGAAUUAUGAACUCCUCAAGAUCUUGACGAGACUGCUGGAAGUUUCAGACGAUCCUCAGGUUAUAGCGGUGGCGGCUCACGACGUCGGAGAAUACGUGCGACACUAUCCUCGCGGUAAACGGGUGAUUGAACAACUGGGUGGAAAACAGCUGGUGAUGAAUCACAUGCACCACGAGGACCAGCUCGUGCGCUACAACGCCCUGCUGGCCGUGCAGAAGCUGAUGGUCCACAACUGGGAGUACCUGGGCCGACAGCUGCAGUCCAGCGACCAGCAGCAGGCUCCAGCUGUGGCGGCUCGGAGCUGAGCUCCUCCGCGCAUCCGUGUUCCAGCAUUAGCGAGCGGACGAGCGCGGCUCCACGUCUCCUCUAAUGAAUCCAAGCAAAGAGAACGCCAUGGUUUCCCCGUCCAGCUGCUCCCCCCUCAUGAUGCUCCGCGUUUGAAGCCGUUUGUGUCGUACCUCCAGCUUAUGAUGUGUGGUGAUUCCAUGUCUGUGAUCGUGUACAAAACUCAGUUAUUUAUGUGUUGUGAAGCUGUGAGCAAUUCCAAUAAAGAUGUUUACAUGUGA